UUGGAUGGGUGCGCUUGCCUAUCGAAUCAUAUGUACGUUGUUACUUGUAAUAAAUUAUGAAUAUUUUUAAUAGAUUUAUCAAGUAAUAAACCGUUCUUUGAAACUGUAUGAAGUGUUAAAAGUGUUCAUAGUGAACUUUAUAAAAAAAAUGCUAUCCAAUGCUGCUGUACACUGAAUAUGGCUGAGGAAAGACUAGUGGUUUUGAAUCGAAGUGACAACUUAGGUUUCGGAUUUUCUUUACUAGGUGAAGCCGGUUUACCUCACAUAAUUUACCAAAUCGAAGAAAACUCUCCUGCAGCUCGCAGUGGUGAGGUAGAAGCGGGAGACGUAUUGCUCAAGGUUAAUGGGACUGAUGUGAACCGGUUCACGACGCGAGAAGUUUUAAAAUGUUUACGACUCUCCUCGGAUCCCGUCACUUUACGACUGAAAAAGGACCCACAGAUCAAAGCGAGUGUGAGGCGGUAUCUGUCGGGCGCGGCGGAACGGCGGAGCAGCGGCGUGCGACUCAAGAACGAUAAACCAGACUCGCCGCCGUCGAGCAAUUCGAACAGCAACUCAUCGAGCAACUCGUCGAGCAACGGCUCGGGCGUGCAGUCAGGCGAGAGCUGUGAGGCGCUGCUCACUGAGGACAGGGCGGUGCGGCGGCCGCGCGCCAACCAGCCAAAGUUCGAAGCGUACAUGAUGACCGGCGAUCUGAUACUGAACCUGUCGAGGGUGGAACAUCCGCAUCAUAAUCACCACGCACCAACACAUAGGACACAUUAUCAUAGAUAUAAUUCGACGCCGGCGUCACCAGCAGAGAACAGAGUGCAGGCGCGCGCGGAACUUUCCCAGCGACACAACUCGUCGCCCGACACGGGGCUCACUGGGGAACAUGCGAGUAAAUUGUUUUAUUCUUUCAGAUUCAACUCGCAGCCCGCGUCGCCGGCGGGCGGCGCGAACUCCGCGGGAGAGAUGUCGUCGCGAACACAGCAGCAGAUUGUACGGACUUCACGAUCUGAGGACCACUUGCAGUUCCAGAAGGAGUCGUCCCUCAGUGCGGUCGCGGUGGACAUGGAGGAGGAUGUGACGUCAUCGCUCAAUACCUUGCUAGAUGCGAGACCGGAUUCAGCCACGCCGGGACCGAGGUCGGAAUCGGAUGAGCGGGAUCGAAUCGUGUGGACAUACAACGCGCCGGUUUCGCAGUGUAAUGGGUCCGCUACUUCCAACUCCACAUCGAUCUCAGAUGGCAUGUCACAAAGGUCAUCAUCCCCCGCGUCGCCCACGUCGGCGUCGUGGUCGGCGGUGUCGCCGCGCGCCACGCCCCCGCACCGCCACCUCGCGCCGCACCACCACCGCACGCUCAACGGUGAUAUGAGCCUAUCAGAAGCCGUGUCAAAUAUAUCUAGUCCAGACUUCCAAGACCAGGACGACAUGUUUGAAACCGGUCGGGAAUGUCCCCGGAUGGAACUGUCCGAUCCGUCCGAUUCCGAUUCGACGAUAUUGGUGUCGGAGCCGUGCCAUAAACGGGCCAAGUCCAAUUCGACAUUUUCGGACCACAGCAGUGACGUCACGCUCAACGGGGGAGAACAGAAGGACUAUAGGAUAGUGAUACAAGUGAAGGGACCAGAUAAGGGUGGAAAUAAUAACGAUAACUUGAACAAUAAUAACAAUAUGAAUUAUGCGCAAAAUGGUAAAGAGAACGGGUGCACGUCGCCGGAGAAUCAGGGUUAUCAGGAGUUAGGUUCAGACGCAGGGUCAGACGAAGGUUCGGACGGGGACUCGCUACACUCGUUCCACUACAGCCCCAAAGCGGUCGACAUUCCUUCAGCAGAGAGACUGGCAAAACGCCUCUACCAUUUGGAUGGCUUUAAGAAAUCCGAUGUGUCGAGGCAUCUUAGUAAAAACAACGAGUUCUCGCGCGCGGUGGCCGAGGAGUACGUGAAGCACUUCGAGUUCGCGGGCGCGACGCUGGACUGUGCGCUGCGCACGUUCCUGUCGCGGUUCGCGCUCAGCGGCGAGACGCAGGAGCGCGAGCGCGUGCUCGUGCACUUCUCGCGGCGCUACCUCGAGUGCAACCCGGGCUCGUUCAACUCGCAAGACGCAGUACACACGCUGACGUGCGCGAUAAUGCUGCUGAACACGGACCUGCACGGGUGCGGCGGCGGCUCGUUCCGGCGCAUGUCGUGCGCGGAGUUCAUCGACAACCUCGCGGAGCUCAACGACGGCGACAACUUCCCGCGCGACACGCUCAAGCAGCUCUACCACGCGAUACGCACGCAGCCGCUGCAGUGGGCUCUCGACGCCGAAACGCCAGCGGCGACGGGCGGCGAAAACCGCAAUAACGGCGGCACUAACCCGUUCUUACACGUGCCCGACCAGAGUCGAGCGGUCGAGUACAAAAAGGGAUACGUCAUGCGCAAGUGCUGUGUCGAACCGAAUGGCAAGAAAACUCCGUUCGGUAGAAGAGGUUGGAAGAUGUUCUAUUGUACACUACGGGAUUUAGUAUUAUAUUUACACAAAGAUGAACACGGCUUUAGACGGAGUCAAAUGUCGGAUAAUCUACAUAAUGCUAUUAGGAUACAUCACGCGUUAGCAACGAAAGCGACUGAUUACACGAAAAAGCAACACGUCUUCAGAUUACAAACUGCAGACCAAGCGGAGUAUUUAUUUCAAACUAGCGAUUCAAAAGAACUGCACUCGUGGGUGGAGACGAUAAACUUCGUGUGCGCGGCGUACUCAGCGCCGCCGCUUGCGGGCGCGGUCGGCUCGCAGCGCAAGUUCCAGCGACCGCUGCUGCCCUGCUCGCACACUAAACUGUCCAUGCGCGAGCAGCUGGCCGAGCACGAGGAGCGCGUGUCGCGGCUGGAGGAGGAGCUGGCGGCGCUGCGCCACGCGCGCGACCACUCGCGCGACCAGCCGCACUGCAGGGAUAAGGACCACUAUCUCGUCUAUGAGAUAAAACGUUACCGCACGUACGCGUACGUGAUGCGCACGCGCGGCGGCGGCGCGAACGCGGAGGAGGUCGCGCCCGCGGUGCCGGAGCGGGACCGGGCCGCGCCCGCACCGGGCCCGCCCCCCCCCGCGCCCGGCCCGCACCCCCCCGCGCCCGGCCCGCUCAACCCCGCACACGCCGCGCCGCCGCAUUGACGCGCCAUGGCGGUGUUCGCCGCCUGCGUGCUCUGACUGUGCGCCCCCCGCACCGUGCCCGCCCACACACACAGUGAAGAUACGCCCACACACACACAUAUACAUAGCGACAGUGAAUGUUAUAUGAAUACAGAGCCAUGAAGUGUAAUGCUAUGUGUAGAAACCCAUCGAUCGGUGACAAAACACAUGUAAUGUAUGGGAGGCGCGCCCCCCGCACCGUGCCCGCCCACACACACAGUGAAGAUACGCCCACACACACACAUAUACAUAGCGACAGUGAAUGUUAUAUGAAUACAGAGCCAUGAAGUGUAAUGCUAUGUGUAGAAACCCAUCGAUCGGUGACAAAACACAUGUAAUGUAUGGGAGGCGCGCCCCCCGCACCGUGCCCGCCCACACACACAGUGAAGAUACGCCCACACACACACAUAUACAUAGCGACAGUGAAUGUACAGAGCCAUGAAGUGUAAUGCUAUGUAUAGAAACAAAUCGUAAGGCAACACACACAUGUAAUAUAUGGGCGCGGGCGUCUCCGUAACACAUACGCCCACAUACACAUAUACGUACAAGGAUAAUGAAUAUACGGAGCGAUGAACUGCAAUGCUCUGUAUAACAAAAAACUCGCCGCGCAUACGUUCACAGGGCCACGUGCUCUUCCGCUACGCCCACACAUAUGGAAGGAUAAAUUUUAACUCGGAAUAUAAAAACGUCGCAUGCGGCUCCACCAGAUGCAAAGUACAAUAUACACACAAAAAUAACAACAAAUACAAUAUGGAAAGAUAAAAUUUAACUAGAAAUACGCCAAAUGAUGGAUUCCCCGCGUGCCUCCGGCCACCUACACCGAUAUAAAAAGAAUAAUAAAUAUAUGAAACAACAGAAAUACUCAAGUAUCCGAAAACAGAAGAAUUUUUAAAAUCAUAAACUAGCAAUAAUUUGAACAUUGAUAUAAAAUCCUAGCUAAUUGAUGUUUCAUUUACUUUUACCCGAUUAACAUUUUAUAUCUAUGUUUAAAAAUUGCUAUGCGUGUUGGUUAUUACUUCAUGUGUAUAUUAGGACAUAAAAAUAUAUAACAGUGGGGGGUGUUAAAUAACUUAAAAGUGAGGGGUGAGGUGCAGGACUGUAAACUAACUUAUUCUGAUGUAUAUUUAAUUAGAAAUUCGUAAAUGUAUCUCUUAACCAAUCUUGAAAUAAGGUGAAAAUUAUUAUCUAUAUUAUGUCUCUUAUAUUGACUAUAGUAACUGUGAAACAUAAAAUAAAAACAAUCUUCUUAACUUAGGAUUGAGACAUAAGUUACUAUAAAAUAAAAGAGUGUGUGAAUUG
Colias croceus (clouded yellow) is the source of this 4446-nucleotide messenger RNA. RefSeq names its product PH and SEC7 domain-containing protein (gene Efa6). Gene Ontology annotation, biological process: regulation of ARF protein signal transduction. Gene Ontology annotation, molecular function: guanyl-nucleotide exchange factor activity; protein binding; phospholipid binding. The transcript is spliced from 20 exons. Bases 178 to 3129 code for a protein of 983 amino acids. The record is from RefSeq and is a predicted model, not a curated record. Lineage: Eukaryota; Metazoa; Arthropoda; Insecta; Lepidoptera; Pieridae.